Messenger RNA from Thecamonas trahens ATCC 50062, 940 nucleotides. RefSeq lists its product as uncharacterized. The record is from RefSeq and is a predicted model, not a curated record. NCBI's taxonomy places the organism in Eukaryota, Apusomonadida, Apusomonadidae. The annotation marks the transcript as partial. The transcript has 2 exons.
AUGCCACUCCGUUUGCGGAACGUGCUCUUUGCCGCAGACACCGGCGGUCUCGUGGCGCUCGACCAGUGCCUCAACGCUUACGACCCGCUCCGCCACGCCACCGCCCUCGACAAGUACGCUACCGCCGUCCGCGACGUCCUUGCUGCCCUCUCUGCCCCGCUUGCCGAUGCGCCACCACCGCCUGUUGACCAGAUCCGCCGCUUCAUCCGCCAGAACUGUCGCUACGACAUUGGCCGCGAGGGCUGCCACUGCGUCCACCUCGGCAUGCUUGCCGGCCUUGCUGCCGUCCGUGGUGCCACUCUUGACUCGCUCCGCGAUGUCUUUGCAUCCGCCGCCGCCGCCACCGCCGCCGCACCGGGCACAACAGCGCACUCACCGCCAACAGGCGACCCGCCGCAGCUCGCCUUUGUCCUCGCCAUGCGCGACGUCCUCGCCGCCGCCGGUGACACUGCGCAGGUCCACGCCGAGCUUGCCGAGCUCGCCUCUGCGCCAGCACUCCGUCGGCCUGACUUUGACGCCUCGCUGGCUGCCGACGACGAGGUCGCCGACGAGAUCUCCGAGUUCUGGAAGCUCUCCGAGAGCCUCAUGGACAUGUUUUCUGGCGAUGGUGGAGCCUCGUCCUCGCUCUACGCCACACCGCUCCGCGACGCGGCCCGCGCCCGCGCCGCCGCCUCGUCGGCCGCCACUCCGGGCACACCCAACCUCUCUCCCAUUCCGCCGCCGUCGCUCGGCUCAGACGCCGCCGCAAGCACAGACGCCUCGGCCCCGCGCUCCGCGCCGUCGCCCGAUGGCUUCUCGGCAGAGCUGGACUCGCCUUCGCGGCUUGCUCACCAUCAUCGCCACCACCGCCGCCGCCGCCGCAAGCACAGCUCACCGUCUGCUACGCCCGACGAGCCAUCCGACGCCUCGGCCUCAGCACCGUCGCGCCGACGCAAGCACC